Messenger RNA from Erigeron canadensis, 1186 nucleotides. Its product is annotated as MYB-like transcription factor EOBII. Bases 1 to 861 code for a protein of 286 amino acids. NCBI's taxonomy places the organism in Eukaryota, Viridiplantae, Streptophyta, Magnoliopsida, Asterales, Asteraceae. Gene Ontology annotation, cellular component: nucleus. Gene Ontology annotation, biological process: regulation of DNA-templated transcription. The record is from RefSeq and is a predicted model, not a curated record. Gene Ontology annotation, molecular function: sequence-specific DNA binding; DNA-binding transcription factor activity. The transcript has 3 exons.
AUGGGUGGUCCUUGUAAUGAUAUAAGGAGAGGGCCAUGGACUACCGAGGAAGAUAAACUUCUCAUCCAUUAUAUCACCUUACACGGUGAAGGCCGUUGGAACUUGCUAGCCAAAUCUUCAGGAUUGAAAAGAACAGGCAAAAGUUGUAGGCUAAGAUGGUUAAAUUAUUUAAAACCAGAUAUUAAGCAUGGAAAUCUUUCCCCACAAGAACAACUCUUGAUUCUGGAACUCCAUUCCAAGUGGGGUAAUAGAUGGUCGAAAAUUGCAAAUCACUUGCCUGGAAGAACAGACAACGAGAUCAAGAACUAUUGGAGAACAAGGGUACAAAAACAAGCACGCCACCUUAAAAUCAAUUCAAAUAGCAAGAGGUUCGUAGAAAUACUUCGACGAUUUUGGAUGCCUAGAUUACUUGAAAAAGUGGAACAAGAUUUGUCAUUAUUGCCAACAUCAUCAUCAACAACAACAUCAACCAUUGAUCAAACUGUGCAUCAAAACAACUUAAGCUCUUUACAACAUGGCGAACAAAUCAUGACACAACCACCAUGCAAAACUGAAAACUUAAACUCAAGCUCAAGCAUUAGUUCAUCAAAUUCCAAAGCUAUGGUAUUGCCUAAAUAUUCAAAUGUCCCAAUACAUCCUCAUGCUGACUUUGCUUACUACAACUUAUCACUCCAAAGGAAUGGCUAUUGCUAUGUGAAUAAUAACAAUACUUUUGAAGCGGGCCAUUUAGACAUGCAAGCAUUAAUGGGACCUACUGACAUGUCAGCUACAGAAUUUCAGGUGGCGGAAGCAGAUUGGAUGAAAGAUGAUGACUUGGCUGGCACAUUUUGGAACAUGGAUGAAUUGUGGCAUACAUCUUAGGAAGUAGCUAGAUCGAUACGUAUGUUCUUUUUUUUUUUUUAACGACAAAUAUGGAAUCAGUGGCAUGCGUUUUUCAUAUACCUAACUCCAAUUCCAGAGGAAACCCGUUAUGGGAAAACCCAUGCCUCCAAUCCUGAGAGUAUUUUUGCUCACACCAGGAUUUGAACCCUAGACUUCUCAAUCUCAGGUUCCACCAUAUACCAAUUCAUCUAUUGAUGAUUUGUAUACUUAUGUUCUAUUGUUGCGCUGGUCUUGAAAUUAAGAACUGCUUUUUCGGGUUCUGUAUCCUAAAAUCAAGAACAGAGUUCAGACUUCAUAGGUACAA